AUGUCUCAGUUCUCAACUGAGGAUGAGGCUGAACUAAGACAGAAUCUCAGGUACACCAUCCAUUGAAUGUGCAGAGGAAAUAUUUAUUCAUCUGGAGGAGACGGACAAGAACUUGCAUAAUUAUGCAGAAAUGAAAUACCUUCUCAUUUGCUACAAUCAAAUCUGUAGUAAUUGAUAUCCAUUAUUAUCAAACGCUUGUUUAAUAUCCGUCUCUUUUUCAGAUAUGAAUUUGUUAAGUACCUUCGGCAGUAUGUGGAAAGCGCUCUGGGAGCAGUUAUUGAGGAGGAGACAGAGAGCUGUGCCAGAGGAGAGGGGCAUGCUGUUCUGUCCGGUCAGAACACCUUGGUUCAUGCUGUUACAAGGAGGACUAGAGAAUCUGGAGAGUAUGUAUGGUGUCUCUCUAUAAAGCAUUCCCAGUGAAGACUUGUCACUAGUGACUUUUGAUUAACUUUAUCCUUUACGAUAUGACUAACAUGGCUCGUCACUUACUUCAGAGUAUGCCAUUGCUUACAGGGAGUCUAAAGCCUAUGUGCUUGUGUGCUUCACAAUGAAUACAAUCUUGAAGCAGUAGUGUAGACUAGAUCUUGCAUUGUAUUUACCUGUCUCAUUUACUUUGUGUGAAAUUUUAUCAGGUAACAAUAAUGUAAAUGCCUGCGCCAAAGCCUGCGAUCUUAUCCUCCACAAAAUCGUCUGUAGCGUCCGAACAGUUUGGUUUACACAAUAAUAUGGAAAGGUGAGACUCUCACGAACACAUACAGUACCAGUCAAAAGUUUGGACACACCUACUCAUUCAAGGGUUUUUCUUAAUUUUUUUUACUAUUUUCUACAUUGUAGAAUAAUAGUGAAGACAUCAAAACUAUAAAAUAACACAUAUGGAAUCAUGUAGUAACCAAAAAAGUGUUAAAAAUAAAUGGUAUAUUUGAGAUUCUUCAAAGUAGCCACCCUUUGCCUUGAUGACAGCUUUGCACACUCUUGGCAUUCUCUCAACCAGCUUUGCCUGGAAUGCUUUUCCAACAGUCUGGAAAUCUGUCCUUGUCUGAAGGUCCCCUUGUACCAGUUGAAAAAAAUAAGGGAAGUAUGUAUGGAGACUGUUUAGUGCCAAAAAUAACAGUUUAAAUACAUGUAAAAUAUAUAUAUAUAACAAAUGUUUCCUGAUCUUUCUUAUAUCUCUCAUAUAUAGGACAGACACUUCAGAACAAACAUCCUUUUUUAUUUUAUUUUUGGGAUUAUCUGUUGUUCUAUGUAGUGAAUCUGUUAUUCAAUGUGUUUGAAUGGGAAAAUAGCAGUAAGGCCGAAUAAAAAUGUACUUUUUUUAUAAGGGGUCUGAAAAGUCUCACUGCCUCCUUCUCACAAAUGAUCCCCAAAAUAUAAAAAUUAAAUAAAGUUGGUUCAACACAGUGGCGGGUCAUUUUGACCCUAGGACAACGGGAGGGUUAAAACAAUUCCAUAUACCUUAGUAGAACCCCCUCCCCCAGCUUAGACAGGGCUAGGACUGUAAAUGGCUAAAUAGAAUAGGAUACUCUAAUAUGGGAAUUCACCCCCUAGGGAUUUUGUGUACUCUGUUUUGUAAACAACUUUAGUUUUUUAUUGGUCUGAUGAACAUUUGUCACACAGUGAAAUUGCAAAAAUUCACACCUGCAUGAGUCCUAUAGUUUUGUUUAUCCUCUAUUCAGGAUAAGGUCCUGUGCUUUUUUGCAAAAACAUUCUCCUCUUCUCCACUGAAUUUAACAAGAGAGAUCGACACCAGUUUAGGUAAUUCAUUAGUUUUCCCCUAUAUGUUUAUGAAAUGUCUUGUUUCUUUUUCUAUUCAAAGUCUGAUGUGGAAAAUGAGUCUGACUUCCUGUACCAAAAACUGAGCCUCCCAACUGGAUCAGCUGGGAUUGAUGUACAGUGAGGGAAAAAAGUAUUUGAUCCCCUGCUGAUUUUGUACGUUUGCCCACUGACAAAGACAUGAUCAGUCUAUAAUUUGAAUGGUAGGUUUAUUUGAACAGUGAGAGACAGAAUAGCAACAAAAAAAAUCCAGAAAAAUGCAUGUCAAAAAUGUUAUCAAUUGAUUUGCAUUUUAAUGAGGGAAAUAAGUAUUUGACCCCUCUGCAAAACAUGACUUAGUACUUGGUGGCAAAACCCUUGUUGGCAAUCACAGAGGUCAGACGUUUCUUGUAGUUGGCCACCAGGUUUGCACACAUCUCAGGAGGGAUUUUGUCCCACUCCUCUUUGCAGAUCUUCUCCAAGUCAUUAAGGUUUCGAGGCUGACGUUUGGCAACUCGAACCUUCAGCUACCUCCACAGAUUUUCCACUCCAGGACCUUAAUGUGCUUCUUCUUGAGCCACUCCUUUGUUGCAUUGGCCGUGUGUUUUGGGUCAUUGUCAUGCUGGAAUGCCCAUCCACGACCCAUUUUCAAUGCCCUGGCUGAGGGAAGGAGGUUCUCACCCAAGAUUUGACGGUACAUGGCCCCGUCCAUCGUCCCUUUGAUGCGGUGAAGUUGUCCUGUCCCCUUAGCAGAAAAACACCCCCAAAGCAUAAUGUUUCCACCUCCAUGUUUGACGGUGGAGAUGGUGUUCUUGGGGUCAUAGGCAGCAUUCCUCCUCCUCCAAACAUGGCGAGUUGAAUUGAUGCCAAAGAGCUCGAUUUUGGUCUCAUCUGACCACAACACUUUCACCCAGUUCUCCUCUGAAUCAUUCAGAUGUUCAUUGGCAAACUUCAGACGGGCCUGUAUAUGUGCUUUCUUGAGCAGGGGGACCUUGCGGGCACUGCAGGAUUUCAGUCCUUCACGGCGUAGUGUGUUACCAAUUGUUUUCUUGGUGACUAUGGUCCCAGCUGCCUUGAGAUCAUUGACAAGAUCCUCCCAUGUAGUUCUGGGCUUUCCUCACCGUUCUCAUGAUUAUUGCAACACCAUGAGGUGAGAUCUUGCAUGGAGCCCCAGGCCGAGGGAGAUUGACAGUUCUUUUGUGUUUCUUCCAUUUGCGAAUAAUCGCACCAACUGUUGUCAUCCUUCUCACCAAGCUGCUUGGCAAUGGUCUUGUAGCCCAUUCCAGCCUUGUGUAGGUCUACAAUCUUGUCCCUAACAUCCUUGGAGAGCUCUUUGGUCUUGGCCAUGGUGGAGAGUUUGGAAUCUGAUUGAUUGAUUGCUUCUGUGGACAGGUGUCUUUUAUACAGGUAACAAACUGAGAUUAGGAGCACUCCCUUUAAGAGUGUGCUCCUAAUCUCAGCUCGUUACCUGUAUAAAAGACACCUGGGAGCCAGAAAUCUUUCUGAUUGAGAGGGGGUCAAAUACUUAUUUCCCUCAUUAAAAUGCAAAUCAAUUGAUAACAUUUUUGACAUGCGUUUUUCUGGAUUUUUUUGUUGUUAUUCUGUCUCUCACUGUUCAAAUAAACCUACCAUUAAAAUUAUAGACUGAUCAUUUCUUUGUCAGUGGACAAACGUACAAAAUCAGCAGGGGAUCAAAUACUUUUUUCCCUCACUGUAAACAGACCGGACAUCUUCUAAAACCAUUAUGCACCCUCUUUAAUGUGAUACUUGCAUGGCAGUUAUACCCAUAUGAAUAUGAUACAGUUUUUAUUUACAUUUAUUUUCCCACCAGAUGUGACUAAUGAAUGAUUUUCAGAAGGAAGUGAUAACCUUUUGGAUUAGCCACCCAGAAAAGUGAGAUGUUCUGUUUUACGGUAUAUUCAGUGAUCAGCACUUGCAAAGUAAUAGUUUAGUCUAAAAUGUAACUUUGUCUCACUAGGUACAUGGAGGAGAUAAUAGAGGGUCCUUACACCCUGAACACGGCUUAGGCACACAAGGGUCAGAGAAAGCCUUGUACUUCAUUGCCUUACUGGAUAUCAAAGCCACCUGGUUUAAGAAAUGGAUGGUGAGCACAAUAUUAACCUUGCUUCUCUAAACACUACAAGAAACCGGUCCCCCCCAUAAGUAGUCUAACCAAUUGUCAGUGCUGAGUGAAGAUGAUGUCAGUCCUGUCUCUUCCAGCAUGGUUACUACAGCAGGACCGUGGUCUACAGGCUUCUGGAGAGGAAGUACAAGUCUCUGGUGAGUGAGUGACGACUAAUCUUAAUGGUUCUGUUCUGUGGCAGUGAGAGUGGACUGGAAAUGAGGGUGGUGAGAGAUAGACGAUGAGCUGAUGAUUGACCACUACAGGAAUAUCAAGGGUCUGUCUCUGAUUGUCCUCCUUCGUGAUUAGAAAUGAGUUCCCAGUUUCAUUAAGAUUAAAUUCUUAAUUGCCUUUAUAGCUAUUAAAAACUUGCCAUACAUGUAAUGCUUGCCUUACAGUAUGACAUUGAUGGAUGAUGAAGACAUUACAUUUGCUAUUCAUAGUUAUAUUCUGAGGUAGAGUUCUGGAAAAUAUAUUAACUUAAAACUAAUUAUUUUUAAUUAUUUCCUGGUCUUCAGUUGUAUUUUCUUCAGUGUUUAAAACGUCCCUUUGAUGAUUGUAAUGAGUGCUGUUAUAUCCCAGAUUGUAGCAGUUCAUCAGUAGUGUAUCUAUUGAGUCCUGUGACCCAUUCAUAGAUGAGACGGCUGAGGUCACCCACUCUAUCCAGAACCAGCACAUCAGUAAAUUGAACUUUAAUCUACACGGGUAUUUCUCCAUUCUAUUUCAAUUAUAUUAUAACCAAGAUCUACUGUAGCACAACACCAACAAUUGACAUGUAGGCCUAUUUUGUAUCUAGUUGUUGGAGGUGAACAUGUAUAUUUACUACCCAUGACAUUUUAAUCAGGAGAUAGUAGCUUUUUCUGUGGCUUUUCACCUGUUCUAUAACCCUUGACAACUCGAUGCAGGCGCCAGAGGCCAGCCCUCACAUCUUGCCUCCACCUCUCCCUAUUCACCUGGUUCACACACCUCUUUAUCCCACUGUAGUGGAGGGGGUUUAGAUGUUGAAUAAGUCAAGUCUUGUUGAGGCGGACCGUAUCAGGAGUUAUCAGGCAGCCGCUGGUUUGUUUUCCUCCGUCUGUGGUCUUAGUCUGUCCUCCUCUCCAGGCCCAAUGGCUCUGCUACUAUCUAUCGCCAGGGUCGAGGAGUGCUCCCAUGCACUGAUAGAGAUGACCACUGUGUAUACUGUAUAGUUUUGGGAGGAGCUGCAUAGUGUUGGUGGGGAUGGAGGGAAUCACUGACUGGUCAAGCUCAGGUAGUAGAGGGCUCUUGAAAAGUCUUGAUAAACCCAGAUUGUCUAUGACCAUGCAAUAUGUAUACAUCAUUUGGUCCAUAAUAAAAUAAAUGGUUUAUGUGUGGACUAGAGCUCACUAUGAUUGUGCUAAAUAACUUGUGGUAGGCUAUAUCAUUCUAGGGGGUAAUUAAGUAAAGGAGACUUAGGGUUAUGGAAAUGCAGAAAUUAUUGAAGAAUCCCUUAGGUGUUUCUUCAUUUGGUUAGGACGGAACAUAUUACUUAUCCCACACCUGUAUUCUAAUUCAGACUAGCUUCUCUCUAUUCUCUCCCAAGCUAAAUCCAUUGAGACUUCAGAAGGGCCCACUAUUUUUCUCCAUACAUUGUUUCUCCUGAAUACAGUACAAUUGAUAUGUCCACAGCCUCAUGUAUGAUAUGGAAGGCCUAGUGAAAAAGAGAUGACUAAUGCCUCUCUAUGCUGUAUAGUUCUCCAUAAAACAGAGGUGUUAUGUCCUCCCUGCCUGUCUCCUGAGCCCAGAUAGCUGUGUUAUCGUCAGAGAAGAGGGAGUAUUUCUCCGGAAAGUGCCUAGUGUUAUCUGGCAUAGAGUGAGGCUGCAUUCUUGACCUUGCAUUGGAUGAGCACAGAUAAACUGACCCCAUUGUCAGUGUUUACACAAAGGCUUUUUUGUCCCUUGUGUGAUCAUGUAGUGUCAGCACUGCCCGUAGUAUGUUUUAAUUGUUUCAGCAUAUGCUAAAAGAUAGGUUUGUGAAGAAAUUGUAUUUGGUUUCAUAUGAAAUUACAUCAGCAUGCUAUUUGUUACACAUUAUGUUAUUGGGAGUUUCACCUGAUCAGAUGUUAAAUGGGUUUAGACAGCAUUUGAUCUAUUACAUUUAUAUUUACAUCAUUUAGCAGACGCUCUUAUCCAGAGCGACUUACAAAUUGGUGCAUUCAACUUAUGAUAGCCAGUGGGACAACCACCUAUUUUUUUUUAAUGGGGGAUGGGGGAAGAAUAAUUACUUUAUACUAUUCCAGGUAUUCCUGAAAGAGGUAGGGUUUCAAGUGUCUCCGGAAGGUGGUCAGUGACUCCGCAGUCCUGGCGUCGUGGGGGAGCUUGUUCCACCAUUGGGUUGCCAGAGCAGCGAAUAGCUUUGACUGGGCUGAGCGGGAACUGUGCUUCCGUAGAUGUAGGGGAGCUAGCAGGCCAGAGGUGGAUGAAGGUAGUGCCCUCGUUUGGGUGUAGGGUCUGAUCAGAGCCUGAAGGUAAGGAGGUGCCGUUCCCCUCACAGCUCUGUAGGCAAGCACCAUGGUCUUGUAGUAGAUGUGAGCCUCAACUGGAAGCCAGUGGAGUGUGUGGAGGAGUGGGGUGACAUGAGAGAACUUGGGAAGGUUGAACACCAGACGGGCUGCAACGUUCUGGAUGAGUUGUAGGGGUUUAAUGGCACAGGCAGGGAGCCCAGCCAACAGCGAGUUGCAGUAAUCCAGAUGGGAGAUGACAAGUGCCUGGAUUAGGACCUGUGUAAGGUAGGGUCGUACUCUGCGAAUGUUGUAGAGCAUGAACCUGCAGGAUCGGGUCACCGCUUUGAUGUUAGCAGAGAACGACAGGGUGUUGUCCAGGGUCACGCCAAGGUUUUUUGCACUCUGGGAGGAGGACACAAUGGAGUUGUCAACCGUGAUGGCGAGAUCAUGGAGCGGGCAGUCCUUCCCCGGGAGGAAGAGCAGCUCCGUCUUGCCAAGGUUCAGCUUGAGGUGGUGAUCCGACAUCCACACUGAUAUGUCUGCCAGACAUGCAGAGAUGCGAUUCGCCACCUGGUUAUCAGAAGGGGGAAAGGAGAAAAUUAAUUGUGUGUCGUCUGCGUAGCAAUGAUAGGAGAGACCAUGUGAGGAUAUGACAGAGCCAAGUGACUUGGUGUAUAGAGAGAAUAGCUUAGCCCUGGGGGACACCAGUGGUGAGAGUACGUGGUACGGAGACAGAUUCUCGCCACGCCACCUGGUAGGAGCGACCUGUCAGGUAGGACGCAAUCCAAGAGUGAGCAGCGCCGGAGAUGCCCAACUCGGAGAGGGUGGAGAGGAGGAUCUGAUGGUUCAGAGUAUCAAAGGCAGCGGAUAGGUCUAGAAGGAUAAGAGCAGAGGAGAGAGAGUUAGCUUUAGCAGUGUGGAGAGCCUCCGUGACACAGAAAAGAGCAGUCUCAGUUGAAUGACCAGUCUUGAAACCUGACUGGUUUGGAUCAAGAAGGUCAUUCCGAGAGAGAUAGCAGGAGAGUUGGCUAGAGACGGCACGCUCAAGAGUUUUGGAGAGAAAAGAAAGAAGGGAUACUGGUCUGUAGUUGUUGACAUCGGAGGGAUUCUAUUCUAUUUUAUAUUCUAUAUAUAUUAUAUCUAUUCUGUUCCCACUGUUGAAUUAUAAUCUUGUUUCUGUCCAGGCAUUGCUAAAAGGACUCUACACUGCCAAAAAGCUAGAAUACACUUAUUUUGUUCACUCAUUAUGUGUGCUUGGAAGGCUUCUCAUGUACACUAAUGGGAGAAAGCUCUUUCCCAUCAAAGUGGGGAAACGCAAAGGUAUGAGCAGACAUAAAUACUUUUUGUUAGAUGUUUUUUAAAACAGUUGUCUUAUCGUUUUAGAUAAUUCUACAGUUAUUUCACAGAAGUUACGUAGACCCCAUCCUUGAGGAACAGCUGCAAUAUAUUAUUCUAGGUUGCCAACCUAACUGUCUGAUCAAUUUGUAAUUUUUCUGUUUUACAGAUCCAGUCAGUCUGACAGACCUGGUUGUCAUUCUGAUUAGCAUCAUGUACAGUGAGGGAAAAAAGUAUUUGAUCCCCUGCUGAUUUUGUACGUUUGCCCACUGACAAAGACAUGAUCAGUCUAUAAUUUUAAUGGUAGGUUUAUUUGAACAGUGAGAGACAGAAUAACAACAACAAAAUCCAGAAAAACGCAUGUCAAAAAUGUUAUCAAUUGAUUUGCAUUUUAAUGAGGGAAAUAAGUAUUUGACCCCUCUGCAAAACAUGACUUAGUACUUGGUGGCAAUACCCUUGUUGGCAAUCACAGAGGUCAGACAUUUCUUGUAGUUGGCCACCAGGUUUGCACACAUCUCAGGAGGGAUUUUGUCCCACUCCUCUUUGCAGAUCUUCUCCAAGUCAUUAAGGUUUCGAGGCUGACGUUUGGCAACUCGAACCUUCAGCUCCCUCCACAGAUUUUCUAUGGGAUUAAGGUCUGGAGACUGGCUAGGCCACUCUAGGACCUUAAUGUGCUUCUUCUUGAGCCACUCCUUUGUUGCCUUGGCCGUGUGUUUUGGGUCAUUGUCAUGCUGGAAUACCCAUCCACGACCCAUUUUCAAUGCCCUGGCUGAAGGAAGGAGGUUCUCACCCAAGAUUUGACGGUACAUGGCCCCGUCCAUCGUCCCUUUGAUGCGGUGAAGUUGUCCUGUCCCCUUAGCAGAAAAACACCCCCAAAGCAUAAUGUUUCCACCUCCAUGUUUGACGGUGGGGAUGGUAUUCUUGGGGUCAUAGGCAGCAUUCCUCCUCCUCCAAACACAGCGAGUUGAGUUGAUGCCGAGGAGCUCGAUUUUGGUCUCAUCUGACCACAACACUUUCACCCAGUUCUCCUCUGAAUCAUUCAGAUGUUCAUUGGCAAACUUCAGACGGGCCUGUAUAUGUGCUGUCUUGAGCAGGGGAACCUUGCGGGCGCUGCAGAAUUUCAGUCCUUCACGGCGUAGUGUGUUACCAAUUGUUUUCUUGGUGACUAUGGUCCCAGCUGCCUUGAGAUCAUUGACAAGAUCCUCCUGUGUAGUUCUGGGCUGAUUCCUCACCGUUCUCAUGAUCAUUGCAACUCCACGAGGUGAGAUAUUGCAUGGAGCCCCAGGCUGAGGGAGAUUGACAGUUAUUUUGUGUUUCUUCCAUUUGCAAAUAAUCGCACAAACUGUUGUCACCUUCUCACCAAGCUGCUUGGCGAUGGUCUUGUAGCUCAUUCCAGCCUUGUGUAGGUCUACAAUCUUGUCCCUGACAUCCUUGGAGAGCUCUUUGGUCUUGGCCAUGGUGGAGAGUUUGGAAUCUGAUUGAUUGAUUGCUUCUGUGGACAGGUGUCUUUUAUACAGGUAACAAGCUGAGAUUAGGAGCACUCCCUUUGUCACGAAUACUGCCGAGGCUGCUCCUCCUCCUUGUUCGGGCAGGCUUCGGCGUUCGUCGUCCCCGGAGUACUAGCUGCCACCGUUUGAUGUUUCGAUGUUUGUUUGGUCAUGUCUAGUUUAUUGCACCUGUUUCGUAUUCUGUCCUGAUUAUGUCACCUAUAAGUUUCCCUGUGUUAUGUUUUGGAGUUGUGUGUUAUUGUCCGCAUUGUCGUUUGUCUUUUUUCGGGAUAUGUUGUGCUUGGUGUAGUUUACGCGUUGCGCGUAUUCUUUGCCUCCUGUGUGUUCGAGGCCAUUUAUUUUGGAUUGUAUUUGAGUCUCAGUAAAGUCGUUUUGACUUAUCCGCUGUGUCCUGCGCCUGACUUCACCACCAUAUCCACAAAUAUACCGUGACAGAAUAACACACCUUUACAAUGGAGUCAGCAGGAGCAGCGAGGGAACCGAGUCGCUGGAGGAUUGGGUCAGCUACCAGGACGCCAGGAUCCAGCAACUCGGAUCCGCCAUGCAGGAGGUCAUGGACACCCUGCGCCGAUGGGAGAGAGGAGGUUUGCCCACACCUCCUCCUACCUUACCACCACCAUCGGCCAGCCCCACCAUACCAGCUCCGGAGUCCAGUGGCAUUCGGCUCUCGCUCCCGAGGGCAUAUGAUGGCACCGCAGCCGGGUGUCAGGGGUUCCUCCUUCAAGUGGAGCUCUACCCGGCAACCAUACACCCGGCGCCCUCGGGAUACGAGAGCGUUUCCGCCCUCAUCUCCUGUCUCUCCGGCAAGGCGUUGGAGUGGGCCAAUGCCGAAUGGAGGGGAAUAGACGCCGCCACCAUCAGCUAUGCGGAGUUCUCCUGCCGCUUCAGGGCUGUGUUCGAUCAUCCCCCCUGAGGGUAAAGCGGCGGGAGAGCGUCUGUUCCACCUUCGACAGGGGAAGAGGAGCGCACAGGAGUUUGCCCUGGAUUUCCGGACUCUAGCGGCGGAUGCGGGGUGGAAUGAGAGGGCCCUCAUCGACCACUAUCGGUGUAGCCUGCGUGAGGACGUUCGACGAGAGUUGGCCUGCAGGGACACCAAUCUCACCUUCGACCAGCUGGUGGACAUGUCAAUCGGUCUGGAUACUCUGCUGGCCACCCGCGGACGUCCAGAGUUGGGGCCGUCCAUUCCAUCCCCCAGCACCUCCGAGCCGAGCCCUAUGGAGCUCGGGGGUUAUGGCGCUAGAGAGAGGAGGAGGGAGAUACCGAGGGAGGCCGUCCCCUGCACCAACUGUGGCCGUAGAGGACACACUGCGGCUAGGUGCUGGGGAGGGUCUCCAGGGGUUCGAGGCAGCAGGUCGCGCACUAGGGAGUCAUUCCAGGUGAGUAGGCGCCCACCUCACCCAGAGCUCUCUGUUGUUCACUUUUGUAUACCUGUAGUAUUUCCUCAGGUUGCAUCUCAGUCCCAGCAUAAGGCGCUAGUCGAUUCAGGCGCAGCUGGGAAUUUCAUUAAUCGUAAUUUUUGUGUGAAGUUAGGGAUUACCCUCCUGCCCGUUGAUGCACCCUUUCCUAUCCAUGCCCUAGAUAACCGUCCGUUGGGAUCUGGGUUGAUUAGGGAGGUCACAGCGCCACUUAAGAUGAGGACGCAGGGGGGUCAUGAAGAGAUUAUUCAGUUGUAUCUGAUCGACUUUCCUGCGUAUCCCGUGGUACUGGGGCUUCCUUGGUUAAUCGCCCAUGAUCCCACCAUUUCGUGGCAACAGAGGGCUCUCAAGGAGUGGUCUAACCAGUGUGUCGGGCGAUGUUUAGGUGUUUCCGUAGGGGCGACCACGGUGGAGAGUCCGAACCAGGUGCCCGCAAUGCACAUUCCCCCCGAGUAUGAGGAUUUGGCACUCGUGUUCAGCAAAACUAGGGCGACGCGUUUGCCACCUCAUAGACGGGGGGAUUGUGCGAUAGAUCUCCUGGCGGGUGCGACACUUCCGCAGAGCCAUGUGUAUCCCUUGUCUCAAGAGGAGACGGUGGCUAUGGAGACAUACAUAGCCGAGUCUCUGAGACAGGGAUACAUACGGCCCUCCACUUCCCCUGUGUCCUCAAGUUUCUUUUUUGUGAUGAAAAAGGAUGGAGGGUUGUGCCUGUGUAUUGAUUACCGUAAUCUCAAUCAGAUCACAGUUAAAUACAGUUAUCCUCUUCCUCUGAUUGCGAGUAUGAAGGAAUCAUUACGCGGAGCGCGUUUCUUCACAAAACUGGAUCUCAGGAGCGCUUACAACUUGGUACGCAUUAGGGAUGGAGAUGAAUGGAAGACAGCAUUUAGUACCACCUCGGGUCAUUAUGAGUAUCUCGUCAUGCCAUAUGGGUUAAUGAAUGCUCCUUCAGUCUUCCAAUCCUUUGUGGACGAGAUCUUCCGGGACUUGCAUGGGCAGGGUGUGGUCGUGUACAUUGAUGACAUUCUAGUGUACUCGUCUACACGAGCCGAGCAUGUAGCCCUGGUACGCCGAGUGUUGGGUAGGCUGUUGGAGCAUGACUUGUAUGUCAAGGCAGAGAAAUGUCUGUUUUUCCAGGAGUCCAUCUCCUUCUUGGGUCAUUGGUUGUCCGCGUCAGGGGUGGAGAUGGAGAUUGACCGUGUGUCAGCCAUGCGUAAUUGGCAGACUCCAACCACUGUUAAAGAGGUGCAACGGUUUUUGGGUUUUGCCAAUUACUACCAGAGGUUUAUCCGGGGUUUUGGACAGGUGGCAGCUCCCAUCACUUCCCUGCUGAAGGGGGGCCCGGUGCGUUUGCAGUGGUCGGCUGAGGCGGACAGGGCGUUUGAUAAACUGAAGAACCUGUUCACCUCGGCUCCGGUGCUGGCGCAUCCGGACCCCGCUUUAGCGUUCCAAGUGGAGGUGGACGCGUCAGAGGCCGGUAUUGGGGCAGUAUUGUCUCAAUGCUCAGGCACGCCUCCUAAACUCCGGCCCUGCGCUUUUUAUUCUAAAAAGCUCAGCCCGGCGGAACGAAAUUAUGACGUAGGGGACAGGGAGCUGCUAGCCGUAGUUCAGGCCCUAAAGGUGUGGAGGCAUUGGCUUGAGGGGGCUCAACACCCUUUUCUCAUUCUGACUGACCAUCGUAACCUGGAGUACAUCCGGGCAGCUAGGAGACUGAACCCUCGUCAGGCUAGGUGGAACAUGUUUCUGACCCGGUUUGUCUUUAAGCUUACGUACAUCCCAGGGUCCCAGAACGGUAAGGCAGACGCCCUGUCCCGGCGGUAUGACACAGAGGAGACGUCCAUUGAGCCCACUCCCAUACUGCCAGAGCCUUGUCUGGUGGCACCGGUGGUGUGGGAGAUCGAUGCGGAAAUCGAGCGGGCGUUACGCACCGACCCUACUCCUCCGGAGUGUCCAGUGGGGCGGACGUACGUGCCGCUCGAGAUCCGUGAUCGUCUCAUAUAUUGGGCUCACACGUCACCCUCCUUUGAACAUCCAGGUAUUGGCCGGACAGUGCACUGCCUUAGUGUUAAGUACUGGUGGCCAACAUUGGCUAGGGACGUGAGGGUUUAUGUCUCCUCCUGCUCAGUGUGCGCCCAGUGUAAGGCGCCUAGACACCUGCCCAGGGGGAAGUUACAGCCCCUGCCCGUUCCACAACGGCCAUGGUCUCACCUCUCGGUAGACUUUGUCACUGACCUACCUCCCUCCCAGGGGAAUACCACCAUUCUGGUCGUUGUGGAUCGGUUCUCUAAGGCCUGUCGUCUCAUCCCAAUGCCGGGUCUCCCUACUGCCCUACAGACCGCAGAGGCUUUGUUUACCCAUGUCUUCCGGCACUACGGGGUUCCCGAGGAUAUAGUGUCCGAUCGAGGUCCCCAAUUCACCUCUAGAGUCUGGAGGGCGUUCAUGGAACGUUUGGGGGUCUCGGUUAGCCUUACCUCGGGUUUUCACCCUGAGAGUAAUGGGCAGGUGGAGAGAGUGAACCAGGAUGUGGGCAGGUUUCUGAGAUCGUAUUGCCAGGACCGGCAGGAGGAGUGGUCGGGUUAUAUUCCUUGGGCAGAGAUUGCCCAGAACUCUCUUCGCCACUCCUCUACUAACCUGACCCCUUUCCAGUGUGUGUUAGGGUAUCAGCCGGUUCUGGCACCUUGACAUCAGAGCCAGAUCGAGGCUCCUGCGGUGGAUGAGUGGUUUCGGCGCUCGGAGGAGACGUGGAACGCUGCACACGUCCAUCUGCAGCGGGCUAUCCGUAGACAGAAGGCGAGCGCCGAUCUCCUCCGCAGUGAGGGUCCAGUAUACGCCCCUGGAGAUCGAGUCUGGCUCUCGACUCGAAACCUGCCCCUUCGCCUGCCCUGCCGGAAGCUGGGUCGGCGGUUUGUGGGGCCAUUUAAAGUCCUGAGGAGAUUGAACGAGGUAUGCUACAAGUUACAACUGCCUAAUGAUUAUCACAUUAACCCCUCGUUCCAUGUGUCUCUCCUCAGGCCGGUGGUAGCUGGUCCACUCCAGGACAGUGAGAUAAGAGAGACUCCUCCGCCCCCACUGGACAUCGAGGGGGCUCCGGCGUACUCAGUCCGGUCCAUCGUGGAUUCGAGAUGUCGGAUGGGGAGUCUACAAUAUCUCGUGGAGUGGGAGGAGUACGGUCCGGAGGAACGGUGCUGGGUGCCUAGGAGGGAUAUCUUAGAUCCCUCCCUCCUGACGGAGUUCCAUCGUAACCAUCCUGCUCCGCGUCCUCCUGGCCGUCCCCGAGGCCGGGGUCGGCGCACGGCUGGAUCCGCGCGUCAAGGGGGGGUACUGUCACGCUGCCGAGGCUGCUCCUCCUCCUUGUUCGGACAGGCUUCGGCGUUCGUCGUCCCCGGAGUACUAGCUGCCACCGUUUGAUGUUUCAAUGUUUGUUUGGUCAUGUCUAGUUUAGUGCACCUGUUUCGUAUUCUGUCCUGAUUAUGUCACCUAUAAGUUUCCCUGUGUUAUGUUUUGGAGUUGUGUGUUAUUGUCCGCAUUGUCGUUUGUCUUUUUUCGGGAUAUGUUGUGCUUGGUGUAGUUUACGCGUUGCGCGUAUUCUUUGCCUCCUGUGUGUUUGAGGCCAUUUAUUUUGGAUUGUCUAUGAGUCUCAGUAAAGUCGUUUUGACUUAUCCGCUGUGUCCUGCGCCUGACUUCACCACCACAUCCACAAAUAUACCAUGACACCCUUUAAGAGUGUGCUCCUAAUCUCAGCUCGUUACCUGUAUAAAAGACACCUGGGAGCCAGAAAUCUUUCUGAUUGAGAGGGGGUCAAAUACUUAUUUCCCUCAUUAAAAUGCAAAUCAAUUUAUAACAUUUUUGACAUUAGUUUUUCUGGAUUUUUUUUUUGUUAUUCUGUCUCUCACUGUUCAAAUAAACCUACCAUUAAAAUUAUAGACUGAUCAUUUCUUUGUCAGUGGGCAAACGUACAAAAUCAGCAGGGGAUCAAAUACUUUUUUCCCUCACUGUAUCAACACCCCAAGCCUCCUCACAGUGACUCGUUACAUGCAGGUGUGGUUCACGUUGCCUCUCCCAUCCCUUGACUCACCACAAAGCCUUCUUUUACACAUGCUGCCCAGCCUCCGAUUAAGAUGAUUAAUUAAUUAUGAAAGAAGGUGCAACAGAUACUGUAGGAUGUGCCUUAAUUUUUAUGACAGCCAUUUAUCUCGAUAUAGUGUUCUAGAGUACACCCACUUUAAUUCUGUCAGUCCUUUUAUUGCCCCUUCACUUUCAUGACCAAUACUACACUAUCUUUAUUCCAGUCAAAUUAUCAAUAAUAAUGUACCUUCCCUGUCUCACAGGAUAUCCUUUGUCUGUGCUUCGUCACUAACUAGCUUACAGCUGAAAAUAGCCAUAUCGUUCAUUAUCUUUCUUCAGAUAAUGAUAACUGUUACUUAGGAAUUUACGCUGCAGAAUUUACGCUCCAGUACUACGCUGCAGAAACUGAACUGACCCCUGUGGAUGUGUGUGCGAACUGUUGAUGGUAUGUCAAGAGUUACAUAUCCACUCUAUGAGUUGUCUGUGUGAUUUUGUAUUCAUUCCGCAAUGUGCUCAAAGCCAUUUCAAUUGUUUUUUUGUGUCACAGGCCAAAUUAAUCUCCCCAGAAACUACACUCAUAUAGCAGACACUCUCGCAAGAAUUGCCACCACUGAGCGAGGAUUAUCACUUUUCUUAUAUGAAAGAAAUCUAGUUUCUGCCAAGAGUGAAGGGUAAGUUAAAACUGACUUUAUACACAGGGUGCUUAUUUAUUAUUAUGAAUAUUACACUUUCAGCAUACUAAGUAGCAUACUAAGUAUACUAAGAAAGUAUGUAGAAGUUCUUUCUCAUGUGUACUUACAGAGCACAAAUAGGAAGUUUGCUUGUUAAAGGUUUCUGGGUAACAAUUAAGUACCUUAGUGUGAUUGUUUUCAAUCAAAAUAGUCAACAACAAAAAAUUGCUUCUUAGCAAUAGCAAUUUCUCAAGCAAGAAUUUGGAUAGGACCUUCUGGGAGUGUUCUGAGUGUGGAGCGGAAAACGGAAAACUAGCUGUUAUUGGCAGAGAGGUUGGGAACUUUCUUUCUUAUUGGUCUAUUAUGUCAUUUACCACCUGGUGAUGUCACCAGGCAGGCCAAACUAUAACUGGCAGAAAUUUCAGGCACUCUUACAAGCUCUUACAAUUGUCUCACGUCAGAUGACGUCACUCCUACGCGACGCUCGUCCAUCAACCGAUCUGUCUUGUAGGAUGUGGAACUCCUCUCUAAAAAUCUAGAUUUUGCUCAUCCAUUUAACACUAGUUCCUUAUUCUGAAAAUCACUCUGCUCUCGGUAGCUAUGAUGCACUGGCUACUAUGGCAAACCAUGCUCGAUCAGCUGAGCAAAUUUGCUCCAGCUAGCAGCCUAGUACAAGCUUGUUUGAAUGGCCAUACGGUAGCUAGUUUGCCAGCUUGUUGAUGAAGUUGUACAGCACCAAAGGUGGACUCCAAUCAAGUUGUAGAAAAAUCUGUUUUCGCUUUGUAUUAUGGGGUAUUGUGUGUAGAUUGAUGAGGAGAAAGAUUUAUUUAAUCAAUUUUAGAAUUAGGCUGUAACGUAACAAAAUGUGGAAAAGGUGAAGAGGUCUGAAUACUUUCCAAAUGCACUGUAUAAAACACAUGAAAAUCACGUUUUUGAUUGCACUGAGCCUUUAGUUCUUGAUUGUUGAUACCAAAACAUCAAAGCUUGUUACUUAAAAGUGAACAUUUGAAUGGUGGACCAGUAUGAGGUGGAUCAUGUACUCAAUCAGGCUAUUUGAUCUGGCUAAAGAGCUGCCAUUGUUACAGGAGGCAGAUACAUCCCCUGGUGUGAGCAGGGCCUUCAUCUUUGUGUGUCGGCAGAUGUACAAUACAUGGGAAGGACUGCAGGUGCUCAGGCCUUAUGGCCUGUAUGAGUGCAUCGCUGCAGCCUGGGAAAAGGUAGUGUUUUUACUCUACCAAAAAGGAGCAAUAUUUCCAUCAUAUUACAGUUAAACUACAGUACUUUGUUUUGUUGUGAGUUUGGCAAUACAAAUUGCAGUUAUGUGCAGUUCUUUUAGCUAAAUGAGACCCAGUAACUCAAAGCAACUCUUCAUUGGCUUUGUCGUCAGUAAAAUUUUUAAAGUUAACUACUAUAGCAAGUUCUCGACCAAUAAAAGGUUACGUUGGAAUGGAGUGUUUUAGGAUACGUUUAUCAGCAGUUUUGCUAGUUUGAUUACUCAUUUGCCAGCUAGGACGUAUGAUAUGCUGUUGGCUGUCAUGAGCCAUCGUCUACGCCUUUAUUGAUAGCAAUUCAACAUAAUCCUUAACCUACGUUCACAUAUCAAACUCCACCCUACUACAGUCUUCUGGGUGUGGAAAACAUCUGAACAAUACACUUCCUUUUACCUGAGUCUCCUGAGUCGCCCCUCUAAAAUAUUCAGAAUAACUUUUUGAGAAUUUACCAAAAAACAUACUUUAUGAUGGAUAGGAUGUGUUUUGUUGAUCCCAAACCUCCAAUUUUGUUUCUGGUGUCCUUUGACAGCUCUUUGGUCUUGGCCAUAGUGGAGUUUGGAGUGUGACUGUUUGAGGUUGUGGACAGGUGUCUUUUAUACUGAUAACAAGUUCAAACAGGUGGCAUUAAUACAGGUAACAAGUGGAGGACAGAUGAGCCUCUUAAAGAAGAAGUUACAGGUCUGUGAGAGCCAGAGAUCUUGCUUUUUUGUAGGUGACCAAAUACUUAUUUUCCACCAUAAUUUGCAAAUAAAUUCAUUAAAAAUUCCUACAAUGUGAUUUUCAGCAUUUUUUUUUCUCAAUUUGUCUGUCAUAGUUGACGUGUACCUAUGAUGAAGAUUACAGGCCUCUCUCAUCUUUUUAAGUGGGAGAACUUGCACAAUUGGUGGCUGACUAAGUACUUUUUUCCCCCACUGUAUAUUCAGUUUCACUCACUCAAAAAGACAGUCAAAAAUUAAUUGAAUUCCCAAUGUGUUAUCACUCUGCUUUCAACCAUCUAAAGCAUAACCAAAUUCCAAUGGAAAAACAAUGUCUGAUUUUUGGUUUAGUUGUCACCUAAAUCCGUUAUCACUACGCUUUCAGCCAUUUAAAAGCACAGCAAAGUUCAAAUGGGAAUACAAUGUCAGAUAUUUUGUUUAUUUAUACAACAGAUUAAUGUGUUAUCACUGUGCUUCAUCUAAUAGCGGAAUCAAAUGACCUGGAUUGCAGUUGAGAUUACAUUAAAAGUAGCCUACAUGGUGCAAGUGAUCAAUGCCGUUCGAGUUUCUUUACAGAUGAUUACAGCAAUUGUAUUUUUACUUUUACUCAAGUAUUACAAUUGGGUACUUUUUCCACCACUGAUAUCACUAAAUAUCAUUACAUUUUAAUUCAACCAGAGCUUGAAACCCUAGACCUAUGUUAUUGUCUAUUUUUAGUUGAACUCUGUGUUUAAUUGAAACAAUAGCUGUUGAUGACUUUGCAAAUGCUAUAUAGGCCUAAAUAGCAUCAUUGAUGAUAUGAGUGAUAAAGUAUGGUCACAUUUAAUUUGCUCUGUUAAACCUACCAUUUGGAAUGACUUCGAUAGCAACAGUGAAUCUAUUUCGUUUUUAAGUGGAGAUCUCUCAACAGUCAUUCUCACGAUAGCACAUUGGUAAUAGUCAGUGACAAAUGUAAAAGCUAAGCAGGACUGGGCUUGGUUAAAACCCUGGAUAGGAGGUGCUGGCCAGCCUAUUUUUUUCUUCUGAUAGUAAAUAUAACGUUGAAGAGCUGACGUUUUAAAGGUACGAAUUCAAUAUAUUUAACACAAGGUUUGUCUGUUAAAAUGUGGUUACCAUGGUGACCAAAUCCUGUGGUUGAAAUUUCACCCUCAAAACAACAGUUGAUGACUUUUUUCAAAUGUAUUUUCCAUGUAGAUUCCACAUCACGAUACAUUUACAAAUUACUUUAAAACAACGUUGAUUCAACAAGUUUGUGCCCAGUGGGAUAUUGCCCAAGUUCAUUGUUAUGUGAGGGAUAUCGUGUGUCAGACAGGCAGUGGAGGAGAACAGAGGAGAACUUUCUCCACUCUGCUAAUAACUCAUCCCUGUGAGCCCUGUGCUCCUAUGGAGGAAGGUAGAAAGGCUGGAGGAAUGAGAUGCAGAGCCCCUAACAUCACUGCUGAACUCCUCAUUAUUGAAGUUCAGUGUACGGGUUCAGGGGUGAAUAACAAAGGACCACUUUGAAGUUAUUUUCUCCCUAUCAUAGACGAGCUCCCUGUCAGAAAGCGAUCCCACCCCGGUUCCCAGAGCCAUCCUUGGCACAUCCUCUCAAGAGCUGCAGAAUAUGUUAGUUUUGUUAGUGUCUCCCCCUGCAGGCAAAUGGUGCCUGUGUAUCUAUGAUAAUUAUGUUGUGAUUUUAUUUUGUCACCCCUCUGGCAUGUUAAGAAGGAUAAAUAAUGAGGCUCACCGUCAAUCUUUCCUUCUGCUGUCUGUUCACACAGAGUGGUUUGGGAGGAGACUUUGCUGGACAACCUGCUGAACUUUUCUGCCACUCCGAAAGGCCUGCUGUUCCUCCAGCAGACUGGAGCCAUCAAUGAGUGUGUCACCUACAUGUUCUCCAGGUUCACCAAGAAACGGCAGGUAUUACCACGUUAUAAUCAACUCUUAUUGCUUACUGGUGAUGUGCAUUGAAUAACAACACCAUGGUAGGGAUGAAUAGGCAAAAUUAAGUCCACUUCCCCACUGAGUAUUUAUUACGCCCAGCUAUGUACUGUAUGUAUAUUAUAUGCUGGUACUAUUACACUUAUUUAGAUGUAUUAUAUAGUCUCUCUUUAAGUACCCUUACUGCCCAGUGUUUUCAUCAUAUACUGCAAACCUGGGCAGAAAUCCCUGCUGCUUUAAUUGACUAGAAUUGUUUACAUGCUCUUUUAAUUACCUCCCUUGUUUUGCAUACGUUUUGCUCCAUAUUGUAAUUGAACUAAUCUAUUUUUAAGUCACACCAUUGUUUUGUAAUUAAUUAAGGAUCUUUACACAUUAAAUCAAUUUGUGUUUACGUUUCUAAAUGUUUUAAAUCUUCCAUUUCAGCUAUUAGCCCUAUUUUUUGUAAAUGCCCAUUACUUUGAUUCAUCCACAAUAGUGGUGAAAAUGUGCUUGGAAUCUGAGGCUUAAUAACCCUGUAGGUCUUACAUGCAUUUUCCACUUAUUGUUUUACUUUUAUCUUUAUAUUCUAUCAAUUGUUCCAGCUAGAGAUUUACAUAAAAUCAAUUAACAGAAAUAUAUGUAUACACUUGAGUGCCAUUUCGAUAUCCCAGAGUAUAGAAGAAUGCCUCUGGCCUAACUAAUGUGUUCCCAUUUUCAUAAUAAACAAAUAUAAUGCACACAAAGAAUGAUGAAUCACACACACACACUUUUUGAUUAUGCGAGAUAGUAAAUAGCUUUUGGCUAAUCGCAAUCAUGGCCUACUUUUAAUCUGUUAUAACACUUUCCUCCAGGUAAGCCGAUGUGAGAAGUUUGGCUACAGUGUGAUGGUGACACAGGUAGCAGCAACAGCCCCUGGCGUGGUGGCGUUACACAGCUCAGGUACUAGCUACUUCAUGACAGCACUGAUAGCAGUUUGAAAAUACAGUUAUUGCACAUUACAUUGUAGUCAUUUAGCAGACGCUCUUAUCCAGAGCGACUUACAGUUAGCGAGUGAAUACAUUUUUUUGCUUUCAUACUGGCUCCCCGUGGGAAUCGAACCCACAACCCUGGCGUUGCAAGCGCCAUGCUCUACCAACUGAGCUACAUGGGACCAUACACAUGAAUUACACCUCAGUAUGUCCUGGCAGGUUUCGUGCAGGCCAUAGUGGUUGAGUUAUGGUCGGCUCUGGAGUGUGGGAGAGAGGAUGUGAGGGUCGUUCACCCCAAGUCCACUCGCAUGGACUCCAUAAACAGGAGCUGUCUGAAGGUCAAUUAUCUUCUCAGUUUUCUACAGUUCUGUGUGCUUCAACGUCCAUGGUUUCCUCAUGAUACCUCCUGAGGACAAUCAGCAGGACAACUCAGCCUUGACAUACUCAGUCAGCCUUUCUUAUGAGGUCAUGAGGUCAGACUUACUACAGAGACCAACAGAGUGCUCAUAAACAGGAUGAAUGUCUGAUCUGAGUUGACAGAUGUCAGUGAGCAGUGCUCUGAUUGACGUUGGCGUUAUGAGUAUUGUCCCUGUUGUGUUAGCUCUGUAUGGUGGAUGGGUUAAAGGCUGUGUGUGAAUGGUAGGUCUGUGCCAGGGCUGGGCAACAUACUGCCCAUUCAAUCUGUUUUGGGAAAUUAUUAUUUUGGGUUAAAAAACACUCCAGGCCACUCUUGAAUGUCUAAAACUAGAUACAAAAAAAGUAUGUAGAAAUUAUAAUGGACUUAUGCGUUUUCAAAUAACUGCCCUUUUUCUGGCCCACAAAUUGCUUUUGACAAACAAAUCGGUCCGAAAAAUUGUGAAAUCCCGAUGUGGCCCUCGAGCUAAAAUGAUUGCCUAGCCCUGGUCUAUACCAUAUUCAGACAGGAUAGGAACCAGCCCAGCCGUAGAUAAAAACAACAGACACCAGACCUGCAAGAAUGACAGUAAUGUGGGUUUUUAGAUCUGUUUUGGUGCGAGUUAUUCCCUACAUAGUCUCCCGAGUGGCGCAGUGGUCUAACGCCAGGGUUGUAGGUUCGAAUCCCACGGGGGGCCAGUAUAAUUUUUUUUUUUUUUAAUAAUUGUAUGCACUCACUAACUGUAAGUCGCUCUGGAUAAGAGCGUCUGCUAAAUGACUAAAAUAUAAAAUGUAAUGUCAAUAACGGUAUCUGAUAGAUAAAUAGCCUAGCUCUUGUUUUCUGAUGUUUUAUUUAAAUCCGGUCUUUUGUAUUCACCAAUCUACAGGAAGUAAUCUACUCAUGGAUUCACAGUUGGUGUUCUCUGCAUCAGUUUGAGGGUGAUCUAUCAAUAUGUCAGUCCUCUGAUACACUCUCAGCAAUACACAAUGUCUGUAGUAGAUGUGAAUGUAAUUGUCAUCCUUUUGUUGAGAAGAAAUAGGUUAUUUACAUGCAGAAUAAAUCUCUAGAGACUGAUUGAAUAAAUCUCUAGAGACCGAAUUCCUUAUUCACCCCCAAAAAUAAUUUGUAAGCCGUUUGAAUAGAUAGAAUGUAGGAAAGAAACAAAAACAAUUGCUGCCGAACUCAUGUAAUCUUUACCUUAGUUUUUCAGAACAAUAAAAUGAUGUUUGACUGUUUUGCCCGACCCCUCCUGCUCCCCAGUCGUUCCUGUCCUUGGUCAACCUGCUGUCCUCCCCCCAUGCUGUGUGAGAUUUCUUAGGACAGCAGCCUUUGCCCAAAAAGGCUGAGUACAACCUAAGGGAGAUGCCCACCUCCAUCACAGUGAGUCCUGACCUCAACACUGACCCUCACACACUACGAGGAGAACGCUUGACUUGACUUACACUUGUAUGACUCCUAGGUUGGAUACGGUUUAACAUCAGUUUGUUCAGAUGAUGCUACACAUAAAUAACAUGUGUUGUUUAAAAUAUGUGAAAACGUGAAAGAGAAGAAUGUUUAGUUUAGAUUAUACAGCCAAUAUGAAAGAUAAGGUGGUACUUUUAAAUGUAGUUGCAGUCCCAGGUUCUACCAUAGGAGGGCAUACUUACUCUGUUUGUGUUCAAACAGGGCUAUCGUAACAUUUUUUUUACGUGUGCUUCUACAGACAUAACCAAAUCAAUAACUACUGCACGUUAUCAGUAUUUAGGUAAGAAUUAAUUAUCUACCUUUCACAUAAUUUUCACUCUGUUUUGUACCUCUUUGCCACAAGAUUUGA
Coregonus sp. 'balchen' is the source of this 22367-nucleotide messenger RNA. The record is from the annotation of a GenBank genome assembly. NCBI's taxonomy places the organism in Eukaryota, Metazoa, Chordata, Actinopteri, Salmoniformes, Salmonidae.